Molecule: messenger RNA, 1500 nt
Organism: Akanthomyces muscarius
Lineage: Eukaryota; Fungi; Ascomycota; Sordariomycetes; Hypocreales; Cordycipitaceae
Exons: 2
Coding region: 1-1500 (499 amino acids)
Molecular function (GO): metal ion binding; acid phosphatase activity
Source: RefSeq, a predicted model, not a curated record
AUGCCUUCGCUCUCUUUCUUGGUCAAGGCCCUCCCGGCCCUUUCAGCCACGGCCUUGGCUUCCGCCAGCCUGCCGGCCAAGCCUUCGGAUCUGUCCACACCCAUGCAGGUCCGCAUCGCUGUUAGUGGCGCAAACAGCAUGUCUGUUGGCUGGAACACAUACCAGCAGUCGGGCAGUCCCUGCGUCAGCUACGGCACCUCGGCCAACUCGCUUACACAAAAGUCUUGCUCGACCAAGUCCGACACGUAUCCGUCGUCGCGCACAUGGUUCCAUACCGUCUACUUGAACAACCUGACUCCUGCCACCAAGUACUAUUACAAGAUCGAGUCGACCAACUCUACCGUGGAGCAGUUUCUUUCUCCCCGAGUCGCUGGUGACAAGACUCCCUUUGCCAUCAACGCCAUUAUCGACCUUGGCGUCUACGGCGAGGACGGCUACACGAUCGAGAACGACCAGGCGAAGCGCGAUACGAUUCCCAACAUCCCCCCCUCGCUCAACCACACGACCAUUAAGCGCCUUGCCGACACGGCCGACGACUACGAAUUCAUCAUCCACCCGGGUGACCUAGCCUACGCUGACGACUGGGCUCUGCACGGCAAGAACCUCUUUGACGGCAAGAAUGCAUUCCAGGCCAUUCUCGAAGAGUUCUACGGGCAGCUCGCCCCCAUCUCCUCGCGCAAGCCCUACAUUGUCAGCCCCGGUAACCAUGAAGCCUCGUGCGAAGAGAUUCCUCACACCAGCUGGGCCUGCCCGAGCGGCCAGAAGAACUUUACCGACUUUAUGACGCGCUUCAACGGCAACAUGCCCACCGCGUUUGCCUCGACAUCUAAGGUCGAUAAGGCCAAGGUCAGCGCCAACAAGGCCCAGCAGCUGGCUAACCCGCCUUUCUGGUUCUCUUUCGAGUACGGCAUGGCGCACAUUGUUAUGAUUAACACCGAGACUGAUUUCCCGUCGGCGCCCGAUGGCCCGGACGGCUCGGCCGGCCUCAACAGCGGUCCUUUUGGCGGCCCAGAGCAACAGCUGCAGUUUCUCGAGGCCGAUCUUGCGUCCGUCGACCGAAGCGUGACUCCGUGGGUCAUUGUCGCUGGCCACCGCCCGUGGUACACGACUGGUGGCGACGGCUGCACGCCGUGCCAGCAGGCCUUUGAGCCGCUCUUUUACAAGUACGGCGUCGACCUGGGCGUCUUUGGCCACGUGCACAACUCGCAGCGCUUCAACCCCGUCUACAACGGCACGCAGGACCCUGCCGGCAUGAAGAACCCCAAGGCGCCCAUGUACAUUGUGUCGGGCGGCACGGGCAACAUUGAGGGCCUCAGUCCGGUCGGCAACAAGCCCGACUACACGGCGUUUGCGUACGCCGACCACUUUAGCUACGCGACGAUUCGCUUCCAGGACACGCAGAACCUCCAGGUCGACUUUUACCGCUCGGCGACGGGAGAGCUGCUGGAUAGCUCGGUGCUGUUCAAGGAACACAAGGACCAGUUUGUUGUGCAGAACUAG